Molecule: messenger RNA, 879 nt
Organism: Cryptococcus wingfieldii CBS 7118
Lineage: Eukaryota; Fungi; Basidiomycota; Tremellomycetes; Tremellales; Cryptococcaceae
Exons: 5
Coding region: 1-879 (292 amino acids)
Biological process (GO): cell surface receptor signaling pathway
Source: RefSeq, a predicted model, not a curated record
AUGCCACCCCCUCCCCCCACAGUCACCCCCUCCCAUGCCCAGGAGGCCCUCAAUUCCGCCGCCAAAGCAGUCGACCGGCUCACAAAUAUCACAACCGUCCUCGGCGUCGUCGCUCAAGGCCUCGGCGCAGGCGGUGGAUGGAUGCCCGGCGUGGGGCUCGCGUGCAAUCUGGUCUGCCAGAUACUGGACAGCGCCGCCCAGGUGGGCGUGGGAAAGAUCUCGGCAUUGAAGCUUGUUGAGAGAUGUGCCCUGGUGGUGGAAGCGGUGGGCAACGCUGUCCAAUCAUGCAAGGGCAAGGUGUCGAACGCCAUGCAGCGAAAUAUCAACGCCUUGGUGGAGCACUUGACUGGCAACGCCCACCUCCUCUCACAAGUAGCCGAACUCUCCUGGUUCCAGCUUUACAUGCACCGCAACAAGACGGAGGGCAACAUUGCCAAGGCCACCACAGACCUCGCCGACUGUCUGCAAGCCCACAUCUCGACCGCGGCCUGGCAAUCGGAAGCCAAGCAUGACUGGAAGGUCGACAUAGACCAUCUCUUGGAUAUCGUCGUCCAGGACAGUGAAGAGAGAAGGAAGCAGAAUGACCAACUGCAAAAGAGCGGCAAGUCUGCUUUCGGCGACCUCCAGGCAACCAUCAACUCCAUGUGCGCCAUGCUCAAAGACAUUCAGCAAGCCGUCAACCCUACCCGUCCCUCUGCUCCCGUCGCCAUCGCGUACAGCGAUACCAUCGAAAUCAAUCGCUCUGGGAGUUACUCUAUGCCGCCCUCUGCGAGCACCGAGGUUGCUCAGCCGUUGAUUCGUAUUGACAAUGAAUGGGAGAGAGAGGCUCUGGAGGAGAUGCUAAGGGAAACUCUUGAGAUGGGAUAUGGCAGUCUCUAG